AUGCCCAAGGUGAGAAACACUUCACUGAUCAUUGUUGGUGCUGUUGGAUUCAUUGCCGUUGCGGCUGGNCGAGCCGCGUGGGAUCUCGCAGUUCUGUUCAACCUCAUUCACGCUGUUGCCUUGCUGGCGGUCUUCGCUGCUCUGAAAUCACUGGAUCCUGACGGUCGUGCUGCGAAGUUUCUCUCCCAUGCCUUCUACCUGCUCCUCGCCGGGACCGCGCUGUUCGCCGGCUCUAUCUACGCCCUCUGCCUCGGUGCCCCAUCAAAGACAGUGGGUCCGCUGACGCCCAUUGGUGGCAUUACGCUGAUGACCGGAUGGAUCACCGCAGCUCUGGCCGGUUUCUGA
Trypanosoma grayi is the source of this 345-nucleotide messenger RNA. RefSeq lists its product as hypothetical. The transcript has a single exon. NCBI's taxonomy places the organism in Eukaryota, Euglenozoa, Kinetoplastea, Trypanosomatida, Trypanosomatidae. The coding region runs from base 1 to 345 and encodes 114 amino acids. The record is from RefSeq and is a predicted model, not a curated record.